This is a messenger RNA of Paraphaeosphaeria sporulosa, 1959 nucleotides long. RefSeq lists its product as uncharacterized. Lineage: Eukaryota; Fungi; Ascomycota; Dothideomycetes; Pleosporales; Didymosphaeriaceae. The record is from RefSeq and is a predicted model, not a curated record. The transcript has 4 exons. Bases 1 to 1959 code for a protein of 652 amino acids.
AUGCCUUCCUACAAGCUUUUCGGCAGUGCCAUUGCACUUGCCAGCUACGUGAUCGCGCAAGGUGAGGUCUCGUCUAAAGUUGUCUGCGAUGCGGAAACCAAGAUCUGUUAUUCGUCGUACUCGAACGCAGCGUCCGGAUUGACCUUUGGGGUUGCUCUCCCGAAAACCGUUACCGAUCCCUAUGAUGCCAUUAUCAAAAUCACCGCCCCGGUCAACCAUACGUGGGCCGGUUUUGCCUGGGGUGGCCAGAUGGUGUGGAAUCCGCUUACUGUUGCCUGGCCAAACGGGAACUCCGGCGUUGCAUCAGCACGCUUUGCCUACUCCAUCAGUUUGCCCCAAGGUUAUGACGGUGCCGAGCAUACUCUGUUGAAGGGUACCACCAAGAACAGCACACACUGGACAAUCAAUGCGCUUUGCAAAGGUUGCACUGGCUGGCAAGAUGUCGACGAGAAUCGAUAUGUUCUGAAUGCUACGGGAACUACCCAGUUUGCGUGGGCAUUCGGCACCUCUGCCGUGGAGAACCCUGCCCGGAACGACUCUGCGUUCAAUGUACAUGCCGAUGUUGGGCACUGGACCCAUGAUCUGAAUGCCGCUCGCAUUGACAACUUUGAUCAGUUGGUGAAGAGCAAUCUGUUACUGACAACACCUACAGCUAGCGCCACCGUCAUUCCUCCUGCGAACACCGUUACUUCCAGUGUCAGGUCAACCGGCACCACCAAUGCUGGUGCAGCCAUCCCCGCUUCGUGCUCCGGUGCUGGCACCCCUUCGUACCCUGGUACUCUAGCUAGUGGGUGGAAGGCCACUAAGGUCGCUGGAGGGUUGACGCUUCCUCGUAGCAUCAAGUUUGAUGACAAGGGAAACAUGCUGGUGGUACAGGCUGGGAAGGGUAUCUCAUACCACGUUGUGGGUACUGACGGAUGCAUCACUUCUACCAAAAUGCUGGUCUCGUUAAACAGUCUAAACCACGGCAUUGCUCUGAGUGCCGACGGUAAGACCUUGUACGCCAGCUCCAUGACGCAGGCCUUCUCGUGGCCUUAUGAUUCCGCCGCUGCAACGGUAGGCACGCGCUCUACUGUCAUCACUGGCAUGGUCAAUGGUGGCUCGCACUUGACCCGCACGCUCGAAAUCGCACCGCACGCGCCCAAUCUUCUAAUCGUAUCUCAUGGUUCGAACUCGAACAUCGAUACCGCCACUUCCAACCCGUCCACCGGACGCGCCAUCAUCAAGGUCUUCGACCUCAGCAAACUCCCCAGCGGAGGAUAUAACUACGUCUCUGGAGGCUACACCGCCGGUUACGGCCAGCGCAACGAAGUCGGCAUCUGCUGGGAUGUGAACAACCAGCUAUGGGGCGUUGAAAACAGCGGCGACCAAUUCACCCGCAAUGGCAAAGACGUGCACAACAACAACCCGGGCGAGAAAAUCCACUUCAUGGGCGAUGUGACCAAGCCCAACAACAAUUGGUAUGGCUACCCUUCAUGCUUCACCGUCUGGCAGCCCUCCGAUUUCACCGACAAGCAAUUCAAAGUCGGCGACUGGUUCGUGCAGACCCCCUCCACCUCCAUGAACGACGACACCUGCGAGCAGAAAGCCACCAAGCCCGCACUGACCCUGUUCCCGCAUUCCGCGCCCAUUGACUGCAAGUUCAACGCCGACAACUCCAAGAUGUUUAUCACGUAUCACGGGAGCUGGAACCGCAGCCCUACCACGGGGUUCAAGCUUGUCGCGGUGGACUUUAAGAAGGAUGCGAAUGGCACGGUUGUCCCCGUGGAGCCGCUGACGAGUAACUCCGCCGCGAAGGAUAUUUUUGCCAAUCCGGACGUUACGCGGUGUGCGGGCAAUGGGCCGAGUGCAAGUUCCGGUUGCUUUAGGCCGGCGGGGCUAGCGUUUGAUAAGAGUGGGAGGCUGUACAUGACGAGUGAUGUGAGCAAUGGGGAGCUUUGGGUGUUGGGACAGGCAUAG